Salvia hispanica is the source of this 2418-nucleotide messenger RNA. RefSeq names its product DEAD-box ATP-dependent RNA helicase 37-like. The record is from RefSeq and is a predicted model, not a curated record. Lineage: Eukaryota; Viridiplantae; Streptophyta; Magnoliopsida; Lamiales; Lamiaceae. Gene Ontology annotation, molecular function: ATP binding; RNA helicase activity; nucleic acid binding.
AGAGCGAAAGAAGCGAGUCAAUAUAUAAGUAUAGAUACAGUCGAAGAGAUUUCAUAAGCCUAUUUUUUAUUAAAUUUAAAUCCUAUGUUUCCUCUUUUCUGUCGUUAGGGUUUACUGAAAUUCCGUCUUUUCCUCUCCAAGGGUGUUUAGUUGACAAAUUCAGAUUCGACUUCAAUUCGAGUGAUAAUUGCUGAGUUUGCUGGAAAAAUGGGGACUUCAUGGGCGGAUGCUGUUGAGAAUGCACCGACUGGACCUCCUGGUAAUGCUGGCAUUGCUGCACUUAAGUCAGCAUAUGUUCCACCGCACCUUCGGAACAGACUGCCUGCGUCAUCUGUGGCUGCCCCAACAUCAGGAAAUGAUGGGUUUGCAAAUGCUAGACCUGCUGGUGGUUCGCAAUGGCCUGCUUCUAGGCCUGAUUAUGGGCGUCGUGGAUAUGGUGGUGGAGGUCGUGGCAGUGGUAGUUGGGGUGGCAGGGACCGCGAGGUCAAUCCUUUUGGCAAAGAUGAUGUGGCUGCUGCUGAUACGGAGCCUGCAUUUAACGAGCAGGAGAACACAGGCAUUAACUUUGAUGCGUAUGAGGAUAUUGCUGUGGAGACGAGUGGGCAAAAUAUACCACCUCCAGUGACUACUUUUGCUGAGAUAGAUUUGGGUGAUGCACUUAAUUUGAAUAUUAAGAGGUGUAAAUAUGUGAAGCCGACCCCUGUUCAGCGGUAUACGAUUCCCAUUUCUCUGGCGGGACGAGAUUUGAUGGCUUGUGCUCAAACAGGCUCUGGCAAGACCGCUGCUUUCUGCUUUCCCAUUAUCAGUGGAAUUAUGAGAGGACAUAUUGCAAACAGACCACAGGGAACCCGAACUGUUUUCCCGCUUGCGCUUAUUCUCUCACCAACAAGAGAACUCUCAGUGCAGAUACAUGAGGAAGCUAGAAAAUUCUCCUAUCAAACUGGUGUUAGGGUGGUUGUUACUUAUGGAGGAGCGCCAAUGCACCAGCAGCUCCGCGAACUUGAGAGAGGAGUUGAUAUACUGGUGGCAACUCCUGGAAGAUUGGUUGAUUUGCUAGAGAGAGCUAAAGUUUCACUGAAAAUGAUAAGAUAUCUAGCUCUCGAUGAGGCAGAUAGAAUGCUGGAUAUGGGUUUUGAGCCUCAGAUCAGAAAGAUAGUGGAAGAAGCAGACAUGCCUCGUCCUGGUGAACGACAGACAAUGUUGUUUAGUGCCACCUUCCCGAAAGAGAUCCAGAGACUGGCGUCAGAUUUUCUUUCAAAUUACAUCUUUUUGGCAGUUGGGAGGGUUGGUUCUAGUACCGGCUUAAUCGUUCAAAGAGUUGAAUUUGUUCGUGAGGGUGACAAGAGGAGCCACUUGAUGGAUCUUCUUCAUGCACAGAGGGACAGCGGAAUUCAGGGAAAGCAAGCUCUCACUUUAGUAUUUGUGGAAACAAAGAAGGGAGCUGACGCAUUGGAAAAUUGGUUGUGUCUUAAUGAAUUUCCUGCUACUACUAUUCACGGGGACAGGACGCAACAGGAAAGAGAGUUUGCACUGAGAUCGUUUAAGAGUGGAAGAACACCUAUUUUAGUUGCAACAGAUGUGGCAGCUCGGGGACUUGAUAUUCCACAUGUUUCUCAUGUAAUCAACUUUGACCUCCCAAACGACAUUGAUGAUUAUGUCCACCGUAUAGGACGUACUGGACGUGCCGGAAAAUCAGGGCUUGCCACAGCAUUCUUUAACGAGAAAAAUAUGUCAAUGGCCAAGGGUUUAGGUGAGUUAAUGAAGGAAGCAAAUCAGGAGGUGCCUGAGUGGCUGACUCGGUUUGCAGGUCGUCCUUCAUAUGGAGGAGGUAAAGGUAGGCAUGGUGGAGGACGUUUUGGUGGUCGUGACUUUAGGAGAGAUUCCUCAUCUAACAGGGGUGGAAGUGGACAUGAUUAUUACGGAGGAGGAGGAGGAGGUGGUGGUGGUGGUGGUUAUGGAAAUUAUGGCGGAGGAAUGGGACCUGGGUUUAGCAGCGCUUGGGACUAAUGUCUCGAAGUAAGCUUUUAUGUUAUCUUGCAGCAUCUUUCUAUUCAUAAUCUAACUGUGAGGAUUAUUGGGGAGCUUUUUUUGACUUCUUAAUACACCUGUGUUAUCCCUUUUUCUGAUUAUGGGAUAGAUUUCACGGUAGGUAAGUUAGGUAGUCGAAAACCUGACCUGAUCCUGUUUUAAUCUUGUGUUUCUUUCUAACUGUGGCACUUGCUGUGAGUUUUUGUCGUUGGGAAAGUUGGAUAUGGAUCUGUAGGUGAAGGAGAAGAAUGAAGUUCCUUUUUUUUUGUUUCUUGAUAAAUUGUAUAGAACACCAUAUCCAGAUAGCACAGUGCAUCCUCCAAUGCAUUUGUUCAAGUGCCCCAUUUUUGAAACUAUACCUUUUUGUUUAUUCUAUCUUCGUUUAUUGUU